AUGUUUGCCUCUGUCUUGUUCUUUUUCGCUGGUCUGAUCCAGUCGACGAGAGCGGCUGACUGCGUACUGGUCACACCAGAUUCUCCCAUGGAGGUAUCCAUGUCCGACUUCGACGCGGUCUUUUUCUCGGGCGUGCGUCCCAUUGUCUCCCGCAUUGCGUCGGAGACGUCCAUGAUCAAGGUCACGCGAUACAGUACAGAACCGAUGAUGAAAGUCAUGGAAGCAGAACGUGCCUUGAUGGUGAUGUCUCAGAUCUGCAACGUGAAUGGUGGUGGCGUCAGCGGCUCACCUGCGGGAGCUUCGACCGUGUCGAGUGCUGCGACUGCUUCUACGGUUGUGUCGUCUGCACUUUUGUACCUCGGCGGCGCUUCGUACGGUAUGUCGCUUGGCAUUGGCUUACUUACGUCUCUAUUCCCCUCAGUUGAAGCCCAACUCGAUUGCGAAGAAGUUAUUGAGAUCGAAAUUCACGGACCGGACGCCGCCGAUGGUAGUGGCACCAGUGAGGAAGAACUUCGAGCGACUAUAGCUGCCUUGCAAGCUGAAGUUGCCAGUCUCAAUUCUCAGCUAAAUGGAACUCUAACCGCCGAAGAAGCUGACGCCAGCGUUUACGAUGCGCUCGUUUCGCAAAUCGCUUUUGGUGAUUUCGCGUCACUCACGCCCCUCGUCGACCAGACGAUCGCCCGUGUCAGCAACGAUGGACAAGCUGAACGAUUCGACGUUGCCGGUUUUCCUAUCUUUUACGAUUACAACCCCGAGGCUCAGUUUUAUUUGGCAAACGCUGGUGACGAUUCGCUGGUUCGGGAUAUGCAGGGCGAUGUCUUUCAAUUUCCGACAGAAUCCAACGAAGCCGACGAAGUGAAUUUUACCCUCCCUGAUCCGCCGACGUACUCACAACCUUCCGAUCUCUACUACAUGCCAAUUCUCGAAAUUUCUAGUUUGAUCCAGGGGGGCGCUGUCUCGUGUGUCGAGGUUGUGCAAGCCUUCGUCGAUCGCUUGUCCGAGUUUGAUCCCUAUCUUGGUAUCGUCGCAACACCGCUUUACGAUCGUGCAUUAGAGACCGCGGCUUUGCAUGAUACUUUGCUUGCUGAAGGCACCAAUCUUGGCCCGCUCAUGUGCAUUCCAUUCGGUGUCAAAGAUCAUCACCAAAUCUAUGACGACGAACCUACCAUGUAUGGAUCCUUGCUGCAUGCCACGAAUGUGCAAUCUGUCAAGUCCACUCUGAUGCAAAAACUUUUGGACGGUGGUGCUAUUCCCAUCGCUAAGAUGAUGCUUGGAACAUUUGCAUGGUCGUCCGCCAACGGCUGGGGUGAGUGCAUGAGUCCAUAUUUGAACGGUCCCGGCUGUGGGUCGUCGUGUGGAUCAGCUAGUGGUGCAGCCUUUGGAGCCUUGCCGUUUGCUAUUUCGGAAGAAACGUCGGGGUCCAUCGCGUGUCCGUCGGCAGCCAAUUUGAUCUCUGGACAUAUUGGCUCGUACGGUACCUUGUCUCGGGCCGGAGCCGGAUUGUUGUGCUCCGAAACUGACCACCUCGGCUUUCAUUCUCGGUACCUUUCGGAUUUCGGCGUAAUCUUUAACUACGCUCGUACUGGUGAUGAUCCCUUGGACGGUGACAGUGUUGCGAUUCCUUACGUUAAUCCUGCCGACGUCAACUUGACCGAGUUGCGUGUCAUGAUCAUCGAAGGCAACGGAGAAUGGGUAUUUGACAACGAAACUGCAACUUAUUCAUGGAACGAAGCUGUGCGCCAAUCCUAUGGGAAGACUGCCUGGCAUUGGCCGGAACGGGUCGCCAGUAUCAAGAGCAAGUUAGAUGCCGCCGGUGUCAUGUAUGAUUCCUUUUCGUUGGAUGAGGCGAAUCAGCUGUGGUCGUUCAAUUCGUCAACGCCGUACUUCGACUGCGCUUCCCCUGAAAUUGACGUUAUGAUGGCGGCGGGUCCAUGGGCGCAACUCCAAGAGUGUGAAGCCUGCUUUCAAAACUCCAAGUGGAAAACAUAUUACCCUAAAAAUAUUCCCAAAAAGUCGUAUCGGUAUUUGCAAUUUUGCAUGAAGGAAAUGGGGAAACUUCUCUUGAAUGACAAUGUUUGGGCGACCUAUGACGUUAUCAUUGAGACGCAUUCGUCCACAGGCGGCGGCUACGAUAUUCCCGGAGGAUCCUUUGAACAAUGGGUCCGUACCGCCAAGACGUUUGUUAUGGACUACUAUGAGGCCUUGCCUUGUGCUCAUACGCAGGGUGACACUGUGGAAGGGACUUACACAGUGCUCACAGCCAAACCGUUUGAAGACCACAAGAAUUUUGCGAUUGGAACGCUCAUUCAGGAUCCAGCCUCAAUGAUUUUCCCCAACGACACAUCCAUCAAAACGGCUUUUACGGAUCGUACGCGUUGUCCAUUUGCAUUCUACGAAGGCUAUAACAAUAUGAGUCUAACUUGCCCGCCGCUGAACAGUGAUGGUGCUCCUCCUGGUCCUACACUGCGAGAAAUCGACGGUGCCUGUGUGCCAGGAGACGAUUUGCAGCAUCUUCCAGAGGACUGGGCCAACGAGCCCUACAUGGCUCCGUACGAUAUGGAGGAAAAGGUGCCGGACCGUGCGAUUUGGCGUUGGGACGAGUACGGUCCGGUUGCUUGUACGGCGGUGUGUCCGUUUGUGCCAGCCUUUUGUGAACUCAAGGGGAUUGUGUGUGACGCGCGUCGGCUGGAGCAAGAACGUCAUAACGAACAGAAACAAAGCAUUGGCAAUCGUCAACUUUCAGCAGACGAUAUUCGUCGGCUCCGUCGAGACUUUCAGGCACAGAUCAAAGAUGGAGGAGAGCUCUAG
Molecule: messenger RNA, 2808 nt
Organism: Phaeodactylum tricornutum CCAP 1055/1
Lineage: Eukaryota; Bacillariophyta; Bacillariophyceae; Surirellales; Neidiaceae
Exons: 1
Coding region: 1-2808 (935 amino acids)
Molecular function (GO): catalytic activity
Source: RefSeq, a predicted model, not a curated record